UCGAUUUGAAAUGCCGUCUCGCCACUAUUUCACCGAGAAAGCUCUGCCAGCCCUUUAUAAGAAGAUUUCUGACAAACUACUUGUCCUGUUAUCAGAUGUACCCUAUGUUUUGUUCACCACAGACAUCUGGAGUUCGUCCGUAGCUCCCAUGUCUCUACUAAGCCUUACCGCACAGUGGAUUGGCUCAAGUUUUGUUUUACGCCGUGCGAUCCUACAUGUCCAGGAAUUUCGCGGAUCGCACACCGCAGAGCGCAUCCAGCAAUCGGUGGAAAAGAUGAUAAACAACUGGGGAAUUGACAAGCAACGGGUCCACGUAAUUUUGCGUGACAACGCGGCAAAUAUGAAGAAAGCUAUGAGGGAUAUGGGAGUGCCGAGUGUGGGCUGUGUCGCCCAUUCCUGUCAACUCUGUGUGCAUGAGGGCCUGCUGUCUCAGCGCAGCGUGACGGAGACCCUGGCCAAUGCAAGGAAGAUUGUAGGCCAUUUUAAACACUCCCCGUUGGCCUACUCUCGACUAGAAGACAUACAGAUGGACCUAAAUAUGGAUAUCAAGCGCCUACAGCAAGAUGUACAGCUGAGUGCACUCUACCAGCAACACUGACAGUUCACCAGUGGGAGCUGAUGAAUAAGACUGCUGAUCUGCUAU
Messenger RNA from Brienomyrus brachyistius, 643 nucleotides. RefSeq names its product zinc finger BED domain-containing protein 6-like. The record is from RefSeq and is a predicted model, not a curated record. The transcript is spliced from 2 exons. The coding region runs from base 11 to 598 and encodes 195 amino acids. Lineage: Eukaryota; Metazoa; Chordata; Actinopteri; Osteoglossiformes; Mormyridae.